CUACAAACACGUAUUAUCCCUUCAGAAGUAACCCUGACCGCAGCCAGUGUUGAUUGAAGACCGUCUAGUGUGGACGAGUGUUUAUAGUAUCGAGAAAAAAGGAGAGACACAAUUCAUUGAGUUAAUCCAAGAUUUGUUGAAACCAAAGGAACCGUCAGCAUCACACUCGACUGAACAGGGUGCCAAAGUACUCUUCGGCUAGGACAGAUACUUGCAUGGCGAAUAUCAAGUAUUCCUAUGUUUUCUGGGGCCUUUUUGGCGUGUUUAUUCUAGCUCUAUGGAUUGCUUUGUAUGUAGGCUGUGUCAUCCCCAUCGAAAAGAGCGAAACAUUUAGAGCUACACAGUGUAAAACUAUUUACAGUAGAGAUGUGGGUCACCAAAAGUGUCCAUGUACGUCGAGUUCUGAUGACGGAUGUGGCAAGUCUUAUUCAUGUUUACAGAUCUUUGUGAGCUUCACAGUACAGUACCAUAACACUUCCACGCCUCAGGCUAGACGAGGAUUACUUCACUUUGCAGAAAACAUUCUCCAUAGUAAUUGUUCUUACGAGCCCUUCUGUGAAUCGAGCCAGGAUCUUAUAGAUAUCGAACUACUUUCGUAUUUCUACAAAAGAGGCAAAAAUGGAACCGUUUUUUCUUGCUAUUACAACGAAGAAAAUGAGACUCAAAUCAUUGAAGUUAACUAUAACGGACGUAGACUUGCCAUUCUUUUGCCAUUUGCUGCUGUUUUUAUUGUAUCAAUCUUAGUGGUUUCAGUGCUUUUAUGGCGUCGUGGUUGUGGUUGUAACAGAAAACGGAGGCCAUCCAGACUUAGUUUUGUUACUGCAACAGAUGAAUUUUAAGUAUGUAUUACUCAUGAGACACCACAAAAGCCAUUAACAAACGGAUCUAUUUCCCGUACGUCAACGCCAGCCAUGAGGCUGUUAAUAGAAACAUUAAGUUCAAAAUAUGACUAAUCUUCCAUUACUUUACCCUAAAUAAUUACCAACCCUGUCUUUUGUCGCACUUAGAGCGAUAAAACAAAAAUCAUAUAAAAGUAUCUUCUGGACACAGGAAAAAAGGUCCUGUCGGAUUUCCUGAAAACGCGUCUACCAAAAUCAUUCUUCCAACGGAAAUCGAUUGACAAGAGUUGUACUAAUAGUUCGUAACUUAAUCACGAUGAAAAUAUACCAUUCAUUUAUUUACGUCAUUGCACCAUUGAAACAGGAUCUGCUGUUCGAUGUAGGGCAUAUACAGGCAUAUACAUAUAUCUAUAGCCUAGGAGCAGGUGUGAAAUCUGGAAAGAAAUUGCUAGAAUGAAGUAAUGAGAAAUGGUUUCAAAAUAAUGACUAGACUAACAAGUCUGGGGGGCAAUGAAACCCGCCUAAAGGAUUUGUUAUCAAAAUCAUCUUUUUCAUUAAUGAUAGAACGUUUGCAUGAUGGCGUCAUGUCACUUCCUCUACCAAAAUGCUUCACUAAUUUUUUUUCAUAUUAUUAAAAUUUGUACUCCCAUUCAAAUAACAGGCUUGUUUCCUAUAUUUAUGCAUUUGUGUAAACUGUAAGUAGUAAAAUGUGCAUAAUUAAUGUAAACGGACUAAUUUUUUWAAUUCUAUCUUCUUUUUAUCAUCACACCUGUGUUGAGGGAAACUUAGCUUUCACUGAAGCCCCAGCGCCGAGUUGCCCCAGAGUACACGCUUUACGUUGGGUUCCCUUUGGUAUAAAUUUACCGCGUUCGCCCUGAAGACUAGUAAGCUUUAAAUAAUGGUUUGAUGAAUUUCGAAAAUUCCAGUAAAGAAUUAAAAUUAAUUGUAAAG
Actinia tenebrosa (Australian red waratah sea anemone) is the source of this 1790-nucleotide messenger RNA. RefSeq lists its product as uncharacterized. Gene Ontology annotation, cellular component: membrane; voltage-gated potassium channel complex. Gene Ontology annotation, biological process: potassium ion transport; detection of calcium ion. Lineage: Eukaryota; Metazoa; Cnidaria; Anthozoa; Actiniaria; Actiniidae. The record is from RefSeq and is a predicted model, not a curated record. Gene Ontology annotation, molecular function: potassium channel regulator activity; calcium-activated potassium channel activity.